AUGAGGCCCGAGCAGCUGCGCCUGCGGACGGGCUGCCGGCGCCCACGGCAAAGCGCAGCGCCGCUCGGCCCCGCCGCCCCGCGAGACUCCACCGCUGCUGACUGGGCGAAGCCCGUCUCGGGGCGCUUUCCGCCGGGUCAGUCCAGGCGCGGAGACCCCGACUCCCACCAGAACCCCGGGCUCUGCUUCUCCGAGCGCCCAGCCCGGCCAGCAGACCCUCCCAUCCCGGGGUCCCUCGGGGCUGGUGGGCCUGUGCCCCCGCCGAUGCCCAGGGUUCCGGGUCAUCGCCCCCGACUGGCCCUGGCAUGCUGGACCGAUGGGGACGGCCAGGGGAGGACGCCACAGCCACAGGCGUGCGGCCCCGCCAUCAGGACGGGGCGACGGGGCGUCCGGGAGAGCACAGGCGGCUCCGCAGGACACGUGACCGCUGGGCCCGGACAGCGGAACCGAGGGAGCCCAGGUGGGGCCGCCCCGGAGCCCACCCCGCACCCCGGUGCCCCCCCACAGGCUCCAGCUGCGCCAAAGGAGAAGACACGAGACAGUGACCGCAAUAGCGACGCCCCACUGGCCCUGGGGGAGCGGCCCCGGCGGGAGCCCCAGAACCCCGAGCCUGGGCGUGGGCCACCCCGGCGGGUGGGGCGAGCUCGCAAUAGCGACGCCCCACUGGCCCUGGGGGAGCGGCCCCGGCGGGAGCCCCAGAACCCUGAGCCUGGGCACUCCUCUGCCGGUGUCCGGGGCUGUCGCGUCUCCCCUAAAUGCCGGCCGCGCCUGGCCGGCCGCUUGCACCUCCUCAGCUCGUCUUUCACGGCGCCGGCGCCCCGACCCUCUCCCGGGCCGGGCCCGGACAGCCAGCUGGCUCGCUCCGACGGGCCGCCCAGGCCCUGCGGUCUCCAGAGAAGUCGGACCCCCACUCUUGGGGCCGAGGAGGGGGAUCGGGAAGUCACCCGUGGCGGGGGCCGCCUGGAGAGCGCAGGACCCCCAGGUCCGUGGGGCGCCCGACGUGCUGACAGCGAGGACUCUGGGGAGCUGAGCGCGCUGUUCUACCGGCUGUUCAGGUCUCAGGAGCUCGCUUUUGGCUUGUUUGCUCGCGGGUGGUGGUCGGGGGCCGGCGGCGUCCAGUCAGUCCCUGUGGCCCCUGCGAGCCGGGGCUCGGCCCUGCUGAACGCGGCCUGUCGCUGGGCGGAGUCCCGCGGGUGCUUCGGGCAAGAGGCCUCGGGCGCCUCGUGCGGCGCCCGGCUGCCCCCGUCCAGCCCCACCCGCCUCGCGCCCCCGCAGGAGCAGGAGCAGAAGGCGGAGGAGGAGAGGAUCCGGAUGGAGAACAUCCUCAGCGGAAACCCGCUCCUGAACCUGACCGGCCCCGCCCAGCCUCAGGCCAACUUCAAGGUCAAGAGAAGGUACUCGGCGCUGUCCACCUGCACCGAGGCUCCCUGGGGUGCCCGGGGCCCCCCGCCCCCCUGCCGGGGCAGGCCUUGUGCCCCGGGUGUCCACGAGAAGCUGGCGAUGGGCAGCGCCCAGACCCACCCAGCCCUCAACGGCUACCUGUUCGGAAACUUCCCCGAGCCCGAGAUGUGCGUCGGCGAGUCGGCGUCCUGGCACCUGUUCGGGAUGGGGAACGAGAUCGACAUCCACUCCAUCUACUUCUACGGCAACACCUUGGUGAGCAGGGGCCACCGGACCGACGUGGUCAGCCUGUUCCCGGCCACCUUCCUGACGGCAGAGAUGGCCGUGCAGAACCCCGGCAAGUGGAUGAUCACCUGCCAGGUCAGCGACCACCUGCAAGGCGUGUUCAGGGUGUUCUGCUCCACCUUGCACCACUUCGCCAGAGGCAUGAACCAGCUGUUCGAGGUCAGCAGCUGCGGCCACCGGGACCCGCCCGAGCAGCCGCGCGGGGUGAUCCGAACCUUCUACAUCGCGGCGGAGGAGGUGGAGUGGGACUACGCCCCCAACAAGAACUGGGAGUUCGAAAAGCAGCACUUGGACGCCGGAGGCGACAGGCACGGCGACAUCUUCAUGAACCACACGGAGAACUGGAUCGGCUCGCAGUACAAGAAGGUGGUCUACCGCGAGUACACGGACGGCGAGUUCGUGGAGAUCAAGGCCCGGCCGCCGCGGGAGCAGCACCUGGAGCUCCUGGGCCCGCUGAUCCGCGCCGAGGUGGGCGACUCCAUCCUGGUCGUGUUCAAGAACAAGGCGCAGCGGCCCUACUCCAUCACAGCCCAGGGCGUGGAGGACGUGGACAGCGGGAAGCUCCUCCGAGUGCCGGCCACCAAGCCGGGCGAGGUGAAGACGUACAGGUGGAACGUCCCCGAGAGGUCGGGCCCGGGGCCCACCGACCCCAACUGCAUCCCCUGGGUCUACUACUCCACGGUGGACUUCGUGAAGGACAUGUACAGCGGCCUGAUGGGGCCCCUGGUCACCUGCAGAGAGGGGGUGCUGGACGAGCGCGGCUGGAGGAGCGACGUGGACUACGAGUUCGUGCUGCUCUUCCUGGUCUUCAACGAGAACGAGUCCUGGUACCUGGACGACAACAUCCGGAAGUACCUCAACAAGGACCCCCGCGGCUUCCCGCGCUCGGCCGACUUCGAGGAGAGCAACAGGAUGCACGGUCCAGGGGGCACCACUGAGGCCUCACGGUCCUCAGUGGCCUGCGGGGCCACCGCACGGCCAGCCCGCAGCCGUGAUGGCGUCUCUGGGUCCUCGCAGAGCGGGGCCCGGAUCAACAUCUCAGAGGGGAACUGCCCGGAGAGAAUCGUGACCAUCACGGGCCCCACGGACGCCAUCUUCAAAGCCUUCGCCAUGAUCGCCUACAAGUUUGAGGAG
Molecule: messenger RNA, 2820 nt
Organism: Condylura cristata (star-nosed mole)
Lineage: Eukaryota; Metazoa; Chordata; Mammalia; Eulipotyphla; Talpidae
Product: collagen alpha-1(I) chain-like
Exons: 11
Molecular function (GO): copper ion binding; RNA binding; oxidoreductase activity
Source: RefSeq, a predicted model, not a curated record